Molecule: messenger RNA, 1095 nt
Organism: Orycteropus afer afer
Lineage: Eukaryota; Metazoa; Chordata; Mammalia; Tubulidentata; Orycteropodidae
Gene: GPER1
Product: G protein-coupled estrogen receptor 1
Exons: 1
Coding region: 1-1095 (364 amino acids)
Biological process (GO): G protein-coupled receptor signaling pathway
Cellular component (GO): membrane
Molecular function (GO): G protein-coupled receptor activity
Source: RefSeq, a predicted model, not a curated record
AUGGAGGGCCACCCGGGCACGGCACAGCCCGCCACUCCCAACGGCAGCCUCCUGGCCCUGGGCGCAGCGCACCUGCUGGAUGGCGCAGCCCUGGCGAACCACUCGCGUGCCCUGCAGGAGCACCAGCAGUACGCCAUCGGGCUCUUCCUGUCCUGCCUCUACAUCAUCUUCCUCUUCCCCAUUGGCUUCGUGGGCAACAUCCUGAUCCUGCUGGUGAACCUCAGCUUCCGGGAGAAGAUGACCAUCCCCGACCUGUACUUCAUCAACCUGGCGGCCGCCGACCUCAUCCUGGUGGCCGACUCGCUCAUCGAGGUGUUCAACCUGGACGAGCAGUACUACGACAUCACCGCGCUCUGCACCUUCAUGUCCCUGUUCCUGCAGAUGAACAUGUACAGCAGCAUCUUCUUCCUCACCUGGAUGAGCUUUGACCGCUACGUCGCCCUGGCCCGGGCCAUGCGCGCCAGCCUCUUCCGCACCAAGCAGCAUGCGCGGCUGAGCUGCGGCCUCAUCUGGCUGGCCUCGGCCUCGGCCACACUCGUGCCCUUCACAGCCGUGCACCUGCAGCACACCAGGGAGGCCUGCUUCUGCUUUGCUGACGUGCGGGAGGUGCAGUGGCUGGAGGUCACCCUCGGCUUCAUUGUGCCGCUGGCCGUCAUCGGCCUCUGCUACUCGCUCAUUGCCAGGGUGCUGGUGGGCGCGCACCAGCGCCACGGCCCGCGGCCCCGGCGGCAGAAGGCGCUGCGCAUGAUCCUCACGGUGGUGCUGGUGUUCUUCGUCUGCUGGCUGCCGGAGAACGUGUUUAUCAGCGUGCACCUGCUGCAACGCCCAGAGCCAGGGGCCUCCCACUGCAAGCAGGCCUUCCGGCACGCCUACCCCCUGACCGGCCACAUCGUCAACCUCGCCGCCUUCUCCAACAGCUGCCUGAACCCCCUCAUCUACAGCUUUCUCGGGGAGACCUUCAGGGACAAGCUGAGGCUGUACAUUGAGAAGAAGACCAACAUGUUGGCCCUCCACCGUUUCUGCCAUGCCACCCUGAAGUCGGUGAUCCCAGACAGCGAGGGGCCAUCGGACACCAAGUUCAGCAGCGUGGUGUAA